Messenger RNA from Auxenochlorella protothecoides, 2346 nucleotides. RefSeq lists its product as hypothetical. Bases 1 to 2346 code for a protein of 781 amino acids. The transcript is spliced from 11 exons. Lineage: Eukaryota; Viridiplantae; Chlorophyta; Trebouxiophyceae; Chlorellales; Chlorellaceae. The record is from RefSeq and is a predicted model, not a curated record.
AUGGAGCAUCCUGACCAGGAAUCCGUCGACCCCAACGAGGUGGGACGGCCCCGCCCCGCUGCUGCAAAACGGAGAAUGUCUGCCAUCGAUGGCACCCCCACCCGUCUCCAGCCCAAGCGCAAGGCGAAAGACAGACGGCGCGUCAGCUUCGCCCCCUCCCUGACCUCUGUCCAAUUCUUCAACAAGGAUGAGGACAACAGCGGCGAGCUCGCCCCCGGCCGGAGCAGGUUUGGGGUGCCAGACAUCCCGCAGGGUCCCUGGGAGGACCAGGAGCCCUCCGCCACGGUGACUGCGGAGGUCCCGCCCCCGAGCCCCAUGGACGUCAGCAUGGAGCUGACAGAGCCCUGGCAGAGGGAGACACAGCCCGCAGAUGAGGUGACGGCGAGCGUGCCCUCUCUGGGCGAUCUGCUCUCCUCCGAGCCGGAUGCCACGGAGAGCAUCACCGCCGCCGUCCCGGGCCUGUCCUCCCUCGUCAAUGAGUCCCGCGAGGAGGUCGCGCUGACCCAAGCCCCGGAAGCUGGGCCGGUGCCCGACGGCGCAGACAUGGAUGUCACGCUGCUCGACGGCCUGGCAGGCGGAUCCGGGGCCCAGGGCCAGGAAGAGGAGAGCGUGCAGCCCUCUCCCGGCCUGAGCGAGGAUGGGAACGAGCAGGGCCCCGCCCUGGCCUCCAAGUGGGGCUUCAACCCUGGGUGCGAGGACACCAUGGAUCUCAACCUGGAGCUGCAUGGGCGCAUGAUCAUGGGCGACCACACCUACGGCCGCCUCUACGGCGACGACGGCGGGGCAAGGCUCGGUGAGCAGGGCGGCCUCUCACCGGAGCGGAACACUGGACUGUCGGCCCCGGAUCGUGACCUCGAUGCCGGCGCCGGGCGGGCAGAGGAAAGUGAUCUGGACAGCAUCGAGCCUGCAUGCUCCCCGCCCCCGGAGCACCCUCGGUCCCUGGAGGUCUCCCCGACCGCCGAGGAGCGCAGGGCCCUUGAGCCCAUGCAGGACGACCAGGUGCCCGCCAGCGAGCCCGUGUGGACGGCCCCGGCCUUCCUGCCGCCCUACAUGAUGGCCUCCGGCUCCCAGGAAGGAGACCGUGCGCAGGCUCACCCGGCCCUGGUGACCAGCCCCGAGCUGACUGGGAGCACGCUGCAGUCACUGGACACGCGGCGCAGCUCCCUGGCGGGGCAGCGCCGCCUGAGCAUCACCUCGCGCAGGACCAGCGUGGGGCAGGGCGACAUGACCGGGGCGCUGCUGCUUGACGACGAGACCGCCAACGGCGGGCGGGACGACACGUCCCGUAGCCUGUCGCACGCUGCGCUGCGGCGACGCAGCGAUGCCUCCGCCCUGGCGCGAGAGAUGACUGAAGGUCUGCUGGCGGAUGACGCGCUUUCCAGCCCGGGGCCGGCGGCCGACCUGGCGGGGCUGAACGACCGCCUGGCCCGGCUGGCCCGCGCUCCCCGGGACGCGAGUGGCGUUGGAGCACCGGAGGCCGCGGUCGGGGGCUUCGCCUCCCCGCUGCCCGGUGUGCAGGGCGGCGACGACGACGCGCGGGGGCCGGUGUCCGACAGCCCGGGGGCGUCGGCCGGCCUGUCCCCGGGCGUCGCCACGGCCACGGCCGCGCUGCUCCAGGCGGGGGGGACCACGCGCCUGCUGCUGGGAGCGGCAACCCCGGGGAGGAGGCUCCCCGCCCCCGGCACCGGGACCGACGGCCUGGGCGCCACGGCGGCCCUGCUGCGGGACGACUCUGCUGCCUUGCUGCGGGACGACUCUGCUGCCCUGCUGGACGACCAGGAGCCCAGCCUGUCCGGCUUCGACCCCCCCCCACGACCUCCCCCCCGGCUCGGUCACGCGCCACUGGCAGGCCGCGCGCGGCCUGGAGGCCGCGAGGCGAGGCGCGGUGCCGGGCAGCGAGGCGCCCGAGGCUGCGGCCGGGGGGACUUUGCGCGGCUGACGGACCUGCGCUUCCUGGACAACCUGCGCCGCGGCACCAGCAUCAACUACGCGGACCUGGCGCCCAACGCGCCGCCCGCCGACCUGCGCGGCGCCUACCGCCUGCUGGGCGUGGUGGCCCCCGCCGCGGGCGAGCUGGCGCAGGGCGUGCGCACGCUGGCGGCGGAGGUGGCCGAGCGUCGCGACUCGGCCCUGGCCGCCGAGGUGGCGGCUGUGGCGGUGCUCAAGGACGUGCGCGUGCAGAUGGAGGAGUCGCAGUCGACGCGGCUGGCGCACGCGGCGAGCGCGCUGCGUGCCGACUGCGCGUUCGUGCACGCCGCGCUCGCCUUCCAGGUGGGCGGCGUGUACCUCCUGUCGUGCCCUACCGUCCCCGGCCCGCCCGGCGAUCUCGUCCUGGACUGGGCCUGA